This is a messenger RNA of Dermacentor andersoni, 2590 nucleotides long. The record is from RefSeq and is a predicted model, not a curated record. Lineage: Eukaryota; Metazoa; Arthropoda; Arachnida; Ixodida; Ixodidae.
GGAGUGGCCCUGCGGCCGAGCAGCGGUCACGCGGGCCCGUUCCGCGGGGGGUCCGACCGCGGGGUCCCUCGGCCGGCGAGAAACCCUUGCCGCCCGGAGGCUGCGGCGACAAGUUCAAGGCGAGCGCUGCUCCAGUGCCUCCGUCGGCGCGUGCGGUGCAUCGACCCCGGCGCUGCGCACAGCGAGGAGAGAAAACGGCCGGGACCAGUUGGGGGGUCGGCCGGUUUCUUCUGCCGCUCGGGAUCACGGCCACGGGGUGGCCGGUCACGGGGACUCCCCCGCCUUCUUCCGCAUCGGCGAGGGAACCAAGGACGCCUAUAAAGGGGCGCCCGAACCGCACAGCGCCGCGCACAACAACGGCUCUACCUCUCUUCUUCCGGCCACGGUGAUUCCAAAAAUACGUGCUAUAAUGCGGACUUUAACAGUAAUAAUAGCAGCGAUCAUCAUCCAAGUUGCAUCCGCGUACUCCUGCACUUGGAGAGGCGUCGAGUGUAUUGACUAUGAAGUGGUCUCAAAUGAAGCUGAAUACGAAGAACGCCAGUACCCGGAAACCAUGUGGAUCAGCGUGACAACACAAGCGAGGACACUUUUUGAAGCGAAGAGGAGGAGCUUUCGCAAACUCAUUUAUUACAUCCAGGGCUUCAAUGAUCAGAACGUGACGGUGGACCUGACCACACCUCACCGGACCUUGGUGACCCGUGGAGCGAGUGGCCGGCGCUUGGCCAACUACACCAUGGCGUUUCCGUUACCGGCCAACCUCUACAUGAACCCGCCGCAGGCCAACGACAAGGACAUCUGCAUCACUGUCGAGCCGCCACGCCGAUACGCCGUGAAGGUAUUCGGCGGGCAGCCCAACGAGCAGCAAUGGUUGAGGAAGGCGGAAGAGUUCAUCCAGGCGAUGCGCAAGGAUCGCCGUGUAAACUUGGACCAAUUCUACGUGGCCCGGUACGACCUCAUAUUCUGGGUGCUGGAGCGCCGCAACGAGAUAUGGUUAAGCAUGAAAUGAGAAGCACUGGUUGCCGCUGCCGCCACCACGAUCUCCGCACCGCGACGCAGCCACCAGUGCUGCGCGUGAGCCCCACCACCUGGUUCCUGUCGAUUCCCCACCCCGGAGGCGCCGGAUCGGGGAGCGCACCUUGUGCUCCCCAGGCGCUGAGCGUCGGGGCGUGGCUAUUUAUUCGUUCCUUCACUCACUGGACCUCUUUCAGCAAGGGAGUGGCUGAUACAGAUGACAGUGAGUCUAUCUCUGACGAUGUCUAUCUUUACGAACGCAAACGCAGGCAACGAAAUAAUACCUGCGCUUUCAAGAUUCACCGCAUUAUAGCACUCGUGAGACAAGUACGGCUUAUUAACCACUGAACUGUUAUCUAAAUUCGUGGUUUCGCAAUGGCUUCUGUCCACAAGCAGAUUGGAAAACGAUUGACUUAGACGCUUGGUUACCGCCGAGUAUAUAGGGCACUUUACUCGACGGCACUCAACAAUGAACAGAGCGCAAAUGAGACCUGCAACAGUAGCACGUGCAAGCCGCCUAUACCCCGCGUCGGCAAGCACCUGCGCUGUCCGCUCGUUUUGAGCAUUCUCUGCCGCCAGCUACAGAAUGCUGACAUUAGUGCGAAUUCCAAGAGCGUUGCCCAUUAUGUUCGUUCGUAGGUUACCGCUAACGAAACCGUGGCCCGCAGCGUGGAUGUGAUUCACAGUGCGAAAACCGGAAGAACGACGAAGAGAGGCAGACGCAGGGCCUUGCGUCUUGAGCAGGAAAACUAAAAAAGAAAAAAAAAACGGCCCGGUAGACAGGGCGCGAGCAAGGGACAGACAGCGGCGAUCUCUUCUUGGCAAUUGUGCUGUUUUUCCUGUUCAAGCCAGUCACCAACCAAUCGCCAAUCAAUCAGCCCAUGCGUGUUCUGCCUUUUGUCUCCUCCUACCAACUUUCGCGUGGUUUUUGCGCUGUGAAUCAUGUCUAUGCGAUCUACGACCUGGCCCCUUUCGCAUACCAUGUUGCUUAUCGAGAUCGGCUAGUAGACGGUGCAGCGGAAAAGCUAGACGGCUAAUUUAUUUUUCACGACUACAGGACGAAUUGCCAGUUCUUUUUUUCUCGCUGUCGGUACCAACCGUAACAUCUAAUUAAGAAUUUCUUCACAAGAACACUAUCGCGUUUAUUGAAGUACAUGUCCAGGAGCACGCGCAGAUGCGCGAGUGUUAAUAUACUUGAUUGAUUUUUGUUAAAGAAAUGCGGUUACUUGACUUUUUUUGUAGGCUCUUCAAUCAAUCACGCCACACGAACCCCUAGCUUUGCAUUCGCGGCAGUACUUAACUCAUGGCAUCUUCCCUCACCCUAACAUAAACAUCGAUGUAAAGAGGUGACCGGCUCUAGGAAGUCGUUGCUAAGGGUCAGCAAACUCGUGGCUGACAGAAACGAAAAAAUGCGGAGAAAAAAUAGGCAUCCAUGUUUCAAUACCUAGUUCGGGGUCUUGUGGCUCCAUUACGGCCACGCGGAGACAUAUAUACACCACUAUGUGCAAUACUCUCCGCGCUGGUCACGAAGUUUGCUUUUUACAGUGUACCUUUGCGAAUAAAAAAAAAUAUAAACAAA